This is a messenger RNA of Quercus lobata, 2366 nucleotides long. Its product is annotated as serine/threonine-protein phosphatase 7 long form homolog. The transcript is spliced from 6 exons. Gene Ontology annotation, biological process: meristem development; meristem maintenance. Bases 1 to 2193 code for a protein of 730 amino acids. NCBI's taxonomy places the organism in Eukaryota, Viridiplantae, Streptophyta, Magnoliopsida, Fagales, Fagaceae. The record is from RefSeq and is a predicted model, not a curated record.
AUGGCUGCUGCAAAUGCUGGACGCAUUGACUAUACACAGCCUGGACCCAUUGACGACUCAGUGUUGACACAGCAGGCGACGCAUCGGUCCGAAGCUAUUUGGAAUGGGCGGGAUCCAGGGUCCAUUACCUGCCGUAGUUGUAGUUCAGAGUUCUCCAAGCAACCUCCAAUGGUGGACGACCAAGUGAGGAACAUCAUCACCACAGUUGGUUUGGAGGGACUCCUGUGGGUCCCGGGUAGAGAGAUUGACAAUGGCCUGAUAACGGCCUUAGUGGAGCGAUGGCGGCCCGAGACUCACACCUUUCACAUGCCACAUGGUGAGGUGACCAUCACAUUGCAAGAUGUGGAGGUUCUUCUCGGGCUUCCUGUUGAUGGUGACGCUAUAACAGGGAGCACACAAAAAACUUGGGUGAAUGUGUGCCGGGACUUCCUUGGCUUUCAACCUGUAACUCAAAAUAACCAUAAGCAACUUGAUGGGCAAAGGAUUCUCAUCAACCGCCUUUUGGAGGAAGUUGCUAACCCAUUGCCGCCUGAUGCUGAAGAGGAUCAGCUGCAUAAGUACGCACGAUGCUACAUCCUAGCGCUAUUGGGGGACACAAUAUUCAUGGACAAAUCCGGCAAUAGGGUGCAUCUAAUGUGGGUGCAGCAGUUGGAAGACCUUCACAAUCCACGAAGGUAUAGUUGGGGAAGUGCUUGCCUUGCAUGGUUGUAUCGAGAGCUAUGCAGGGCAAGCGAGGACACCAGUCAGAUUGGUGGGUGCUUGUUGUUGCUCCAGUACUGGGCAUGGGCCAGGUUCCCCUAUUUGUGCCCGACAGUUGAGCGAGGCUCGCCAGUGGGUGCUUACGGUCCUCUAGUACGUGGUCCACUAUCCCUGAAGUGGUUGUGGGUCCCAAACAAGAAAAAUAGGCCCGCCCACAUCUUCAGGGACAGGUAUCGCGAGCAACUAGCUUCCAUGUUGCCAGACCAGGUGGUGUGGCAGCCAUAUGAAGCUCAUUUUGACGACCUCCCGCCCUGGUGUGUUGCAGGGAGGGCCGUAUGGACGGCAACGGUGCCGCUUGUAUGUUUCCACCUAGUAGAGAAACAUACACCGGAUCGUGUUGUUCGUCAAUUCGGGAUGAUCCAAGAAAUUCCCCGCGCUGUUAACACUGACAGAGUGCUUCAUGGCAUUGAUUUGAGGGGGAAGAUCGGUGUUAAUUGGAUGCAGAAGCAUGCUGCGCAUAUCCUUGAGUGGGGUUAUCGCUUUGAUCGGCGUUGUGAAGCUGUGCUUGGUGAUAUGCCUCCAGAGCACGAGUACCAUGACUGGUUCAAAAGGGUGACUCGGAGGUUCAUCGAUAGGCCUGGUGCUGUAGUGACUCUGCUGAUUGAAGGAUACGUCCGUUUAUUGAGGCGUCAUCCAGUGGGCACGGAGGACCACAACGACAUUACUGAGGUGUUGACGGCAGUACAGGCGAUGACACGUGUCCAACCUCCUAUCCCUGAGGCCCCGAUUGAGGAGGCAGCUAUGCCUACCGGCCCAAGCACGAGCACAGCUCCGGCCGGAUGUCAAUCCCGUCCGCCUGUUGCUACCCCUCAGCUUCUCCCUACCCCCGAUCCCUGUGCAUCCACCCCACAUGCAUCCGCCAGCCCCACCAUCCCUUCAUCCAUCCCACAUCCAUCCCCUACCGUCACCAUCCCUUCACCCAACCCACAUUCAGCUCCUACUGCCACCAUCCCUUCACCUAGCCCACAUCCAGCCCCUACGCCCACCAUCCCUUCACCUAACCCACAUCCAGCCCCUACGCCCACCAUCCCUUCACCCGCCCACCAUCCGUCUCCUUGCCCCACCAUCCCUCCACCCACCCCACUUCCUUGUUCUGGGUCUGACGUCCGUCCACCCACCCCACAGUCAUUUCUUCAGCUGUCACCGAUUCCAUCCUUUGACCUGGGUACCCCACCUGACAUGCAGCAGGAGCCACCCUCCCAUAGUUCGUUUAGUACCCCUUCUUCAGCCAUUGACCCACCCCAUGUUCAGGCUGAGCAGCCGGUUGGGUUACCUACAGCGGCUGAAGGUCGGCCUAAACGCAUAUCAAAGGCACCACCGUGUGGGACAGGGGGGCACAAACAUGGACACAAUGUUGGGCCCGAGGCAUCUGACGAAGGACAUGCAAGACCUCCUCCGCAUUAUACGAGACGGCGUAAGAUUCAAAAAAGGUGAUUGGUGUACCUGUUACACUGAAUGGAGAUCUGAAGAACCAGUUCGUGGAGACCAAUGUUGGUUUUGAUACAAUAUGUAAGGUAUUAGUCAUACUGGCCGGAGAGCAUGCUGUGGUGCACGGAUCCACGGCGGUGGCUGCUUCCCUUGACCUCUACACCUAUGUAUGUUUCUCU